GAGCAGAUAAUAAAUCAACAGUCGCGGUCAUCCCUUCUGUUCUCAGCUCCGGCGAUGGGUUUACACACAUUAAGACUCGCCGCGGUUCCGAUGACCUUCUCCGCAUUCACCUCUCGCCUCUUCCUCAAGCCACUUCCUCCCAAAACUCUCCAAACUCUAACUUUGGUUUCCCGUCAUGUUCGACCGGGUAAGCCUUUCCUCGUCAGGGCCUUCUCUGCUUCCGCCGCCGUACAAGGGAUUCCACCCACGCAAGCUUCGGAUUCCUCUGCUGCGAGGCCUCAGUGGAAAGCCUCCAUUGACUUCAAGUGGAUAAGGGAUAACAAGGAAGCGGUCGAAAUCAAUAUCAAGAAUCGAAACUCGAAUGCUGAUUUGGGAGGUGUGAUCGAGCUUUACGAGAACAUGGUCAAUCUCCAGAAGGAAGUCGAGGGGAUUCGUGAGGAAAGGAACAACGUUGCCAAGAAGAUGAAGGGGAAGCUUGAACCUUCAGAGCGUGAGAGACUCGUCGAAGAAGGUAAAAGUCUUAAGGAGAGUCUUGUAACUCUGGAAGAAGACCUCGUGAAGCUUCAAGAUGAGCUCCAACAAGUGGCGCGGUCUAUACCAAAUAUGACCCACCCUGAUGUUCCUAUUGGUGGCGAGGAUUCAUCGGCUAUUAGAAAGGAGGUUGGUAGUCCACGUGAGUUUACCUUUCCAAUCAAGGAUCAUCUUCAGCUUGGGAAGGAUCUUGAUCUCAUUGAUUUUGACUCCGCUUCAGAGGUAAGUGGUUCAAAGUUCUUCUAUUUGAAGAAUGAAGCAGUGUUAUUGGAGAUGGCCCUCCUUAACUGGACGUUAUCAGAAGUCAUGAAGAAGGGUUUUACUCCCCUAACAACCCCUGAGAUAGUGAGAUCUUCUAUUGUUGAGAAAUGCGGUUUCCAACCUCGUGGAGAUAACACUCAGGUUUAUUCUAUAGAUGGAACUGACCAAUGUCUCAUUGGCACCGCUGAAAUCCCCGUAGGAGGAAUCCACAUGGAUUCUAUUCUUCUUGAAUCAGCACUACCUUUGAAGUAUAUAGCAUUCUCUCAUUGCUUCCGAACCGAAGCUGGUGCAGCUGGCGCCGCUACAAAAGGUCUUUACCGAGUUCAUCAGUUCAGCAAAGCAGAAAUGUUUAUCCUGUGCCGACCUGAGGAUAGUGAGACCUUCCACCAUGAGCUCAUUCAGAUUGAAGAAGAUCUCUUUACUUCUUUAGGAUUACACUUCAAAACAUUGGACAUGGCCACAGCAGAUCUAGGCGCUCCAGCUUACCGCAAGUUUGACAUUGAAGCAUGGAUGCCCGGUUUGGGAAGAUAUGGCGAGAUAUCAAGCGCAUCCAACUGCACGGAUUACCAAAGCCGGAGACUGGGAAUACGUUACCGCCCAUCUGAACCGCUUCAGACGGGUUCUAAGAAAGGCAAAGCGAGCCUUCCGGCUACUAAGUUUGUGCAUACUCUAAACGCAACAGCUUGUGCUGUCCCAAGGAUGAUGGUGUGUUUGCUGGAGAAUUACCAGCAAGAAGAUGGAUCUGUGGUGAUCCCUGAGCCCCUUAGGCCUUUCAUGGGAGGCAUUGGGCUUAUUAAACCCAAGCUUAGAUAAGUUUUUAAGGUUAGCUCUAAGCGAGUCUUGUUGUAACUCAUGAUUGAGGUCUGUUUCAUACAUUAUACAGUUCACAUGAGGUGAGUUUUGUUGUGUUCUUUUCUUCAAUUGUAUAAUGGAAAGGGAGUUUCCUUUUCUUUUCACUUAUUUGUAUAUACUAAACUUCAUUUUCAGAAUAUCUGAGGAUA
Molecule: messenger RNA, 1793 nt
Organism: Brassica oleracea var. oleracea
Lineage: Eukaryota; Viridiplantae; Streptophyta; Magnoliopsida; Brassicales; Brassicaceae
Product: serine--tRNA ligase, chloroplastic/mitochondrial
Exons: 10
Coding region: 55-1605 (516 amino acids)
Biological process (GO): mitochondrial seryl-tRNA aminoacylation
Cellular component (GO): mitochondrion
Molecular function (GO): tRNA binding; serine-tRNA ligase activity; ATP binding
Source: RefSeq, a predicted model, not a curated record